This is a messenger RNA of Condylostylus longicornis, 1848 nucleotides long. RefSeq lists its product as uncharacterized. The record is from RefSeq and is a predicted model, not a curated record. Gene Ontology annotation, biological process: regulation of cilium assembly. The transcript has 2 exons. Bases 1 to 1848 code for a protein of 615 amino acids. Gene Ontology annotation, cellular component: centrosome. NCBI's taxonomy places the organism in Eukaryota, Metazoa, Arthropoda, Insecta, Diptera, Dolichopodidae.
AUGUCAAAUGUUGAAAUCGAAGAAAAUAAAGAAGAAUCAGAAUUGCAAAAUGCCGAUAUUAGUGCUGAAUUUAACAAAUUAGAAUCACAUAAACCUCCUUCAAAAACAUGCUCACGUAAUUCUCCAGUCGUGGAAUUUGAUGAUAAAAAUCAAAAUCGUUUAAAAAUUGAAUAUGAAGAUUUGAUAAACGAAAUUGAUAAUCAAAAUAAGGUUUUCAAUACACUUAAAAUGAAUAUUGUUGACAAAGCAUUAAAACCAUGCAAAACAGCUUACGAAAAGAAGGAACUAAGAAAUUUACGUUGCAUAUUAGAACAUGAAAAUAUUAAACUAUUAUGUCUUCUUCGAAAAGCAAUAUUAGUACAAGGGGAAGAUCCAACCAGAGCUUGGGAGCAUAUAUCAUUAGCAACAACUUUUGCCGAGGACAGUAUGCCGCUACAAUUGACAACUCUGGCUAGGAAAAAAACAACAUGUUCGUCAGAAGAAAAUUUGAAUAGCAAAUGUUUUCUUUCCAACAGUCGAAACAAACAGAUUUUGUUAAAAAAAUUAUUCACAGACCUUAAAUGUAAUAGAGAAAUAUUCGACGAUAAAGCAAACUUAAAAAAGAUAGCCAAAAUGCUAAAAAAUUGUACAAAUGAUUCUUCCGAAAGAAAAAAACGAAGCAGUAAAUUUAUUAAAAAACAAAAUAAAGAGUUGUAUCAAUCUGCAAAACAUGAUUCACAUACGGAAGAUGAAGAUCGUUGCCAUUUUGAAAAUGAAGCAUUACAAUCUGAUGAUGCAAUUCACCAUUUACAAAAUAAAAUUGAUUUACUUCAAAAUGAAUUGCAGUUCCUAUGCGAAGAAAGAAUUAUUGCUCUGAAAAAUUCUACAGUUAGAAAAGUCGAGGUCAAUGAAAAUAAAAAACUGCAAUCAUUAGAGCACAAUAUUGCUAUAGUUGAAAACUGCUUAAGCAAAUUGAAACUUGAAAUGUGUAAUUUGAAAGAGGAUCGUAACCAAUGCCAUGAUGCAAUUUCAAAAGGAAAAGACUCAAGUUUUGAAAAAGGUGAAGCCGAAGUAAAUUUUCUACAGGAAAAACUUUGCAAUUUACAGGCUGAAGCUCAAGAAUACAAAUAUUUAAUAAAAGAACAAUCGGAACAAUUAUUGGAGUACCAAAGUAAAUAUCUAGCUGCACAGCAAAAAGUUCAAGAACAAAAGUGUAUGUUAAGUAAACUAGAGAUGAAUAAUAAGAACAUUGAAGAUCAAAUCAAUUUGGAAAUUCGUCGUAUUAAAGAGAAAUUUCAAGAAAAAUUAAAAGAAUAUAUACAUCUCCCAAAAUUAUUAGAAAAUGAACAAUUAAAGUUGGCAGCAAUUUGUAAAGAAAAAGAAAGUUUGGAAUCUAAACUAAGAUUAGUAUGCAAAGAAUUGAAAAAUAUAAAAGCUUCAACGGUUCAUCAAAAUGAAUUAUCAGUUGAUAACAAAUGUAUUAUAGAACUAAAAAAACAAAUUGAAACUUUUCGUCAAACAAUUGACAUGCUGCAAGUUCAAAAGAAAAUUUUAGUUGAAAAACUUGAUAAAACUAAACAAGAUCUAGAUUUAUUAAGAGGAGAAUCAACAAAAAUCGUUUGCAAAACAAAAGAAAGAGCCGAACAAAUUCGUUCUGCUUUACAACAACGUUUGGACUGUGUAGAAAAAGAGUUAGCGCAAUGUCGAGCCAACGCUUGUGUAUCGAUUUCAGAUCGUGAAGAAAUUAUAAAACAAUUACAAUUGCAAUUAGAUGCAAUAGCAUGUAAUUUUGAAACUGCUCAAAAUCAAAUUAGAACAUUUAAAAAUCAAAUAACACAUAUAACUAAUGAUUCCAUGGAACACGAUUAA